This is a messenger RNA of Salvelinus namaycush (lake trout), 1395 nucleotides long. It is a transcript of the gene drd2a, whose product is annotated as dopamine receptor D2a. The record is from RefSeq and is a predicted model, not a curated record. Gene Ontology annotation, biological process: adenylate cyclase-activating adrenergic receptor signaling pathway; adenylate cyclase-inhibiting dopamine receptor signaling pathway. The transcript is spliced from 7 exons. Bases 1 to 1395 code for a protein of 464 amino acids. Gene Ontology annotation, molecular function: dopamine neurotransmitter receptor activity, coupled via Gi/Go; G protein-coupled receptor activity. NCBI's taxonomy places the organism in Eukaryota, Metazoa, Chordata, Actinopteri, Salmoniformes, Salmonidae. Gene Ontology annotation, cellular component: glutamatergic synapse; presynaptic membrane.
AUGGAUGUCCUCACACAGUAUGCCUACAAUGAGAGUUUCUGGGACAAUGAGAAUGGGAGCUUCAAUGACACAGAGAGUGGGCAGAAGCACCCGUACAAUUACUAUGCCAUGCUCCUGACGCUGCUCAUCCUCGUCAUCGUCUUUGGCAAUGUGUUGGUGUGCAUGGCCGUGUCCAGGGAGAAGGCCCUCCAGUCCACCACCAAUUACCUGAUCGUCAGCCUGGCCGUGGCUGACCUGCUGGUGGCCACCUUGGUUAUGCCCUGGGUGGUCUAUCUGGAGGUGGUGGGAGAGUGGAGGUUUAGUAAAAUCCACUGUGACAUCUUUGUCACCCUAGAUGUCAUGAUGUGCACUGCAAGCAUCCUCAAUCUCUGUGCCAUCAGCAUUGAUCGAUACACAGCAGUCGCCAUGCCCAUGCUGUACAACACGCGCUACAGCUCCAGACGACGAGUCACUGUUAUGAUCUCGGUGGUGUGGGUUCUGUCCUUUGCGAUAUCAUGCCCCCUGUUGUUCGGCCUCAAUAACACAGCGACUCGCGAUGAGUCCCUGUGCAUCAUCGCCAACCCGGCCUUUGUGGUGUACUCCUCCAUUGUGUCCUUCUACAUUCCCUUCAUCAUCACUCUGCUGGUCUACGUGCAGAUUUAUGUGGUGCUUCGCAAGCGGCGGAAACGGGUGAACACAAAGCGCUCGUGUCAAGGGACAGGCGACCACGACACAGGCACCACGUUAAAGGAGAAGUGCAGUCACCCAGGAGAUGUGAGGCUGUGCACUCUGAUUGUGAAACCUAAUGGGAGCUUUCCUGUCAACAAGAAAAAAGUGAUCUUCAUCAAAGAGGUGGCCCACGAAGGGGAUGACAUAGAGUUGGACGAGAUGACCGACUGCAACCCUCAGAAACAGAAGAAUGUGGACAAUGCCACCGCCACGCCUGUCAGCCACCAGCUCCUCCCGCCAACCAAGGCCAACGCCCGCCGCACCUCCGUGCCCCCCUCCCCGCCUGAGAGCUCCAUCAAAGUGGAGAAGAACGGUGACUCGAAGGACAUACUGGCGGAGGUGCCCAAAGUGGCUAAAGCGUUUCAGACCGAGGCCUUACCCAACGGCAAAACCCAGACGUCUAUCAAGCAGCAACCCGCUCUCAUGAGUAAGAGGAAGAUCUCCCAACAGAAGGAAAAGAAAGCCACUCAAAUGCUAGCCAUAGUCCUGGGUGUGUUUAUCAUAUGCUGGCUACCUUUUUUCAUCACUCAUAUAUUGAACACCCACUGCACCACGUGCAAGGUUCCUGCGGAGAUGUAUAACGCGUUCACGUGGCUGGGGUAUGUGAACAGUGCGGUGAACCCCAUCAUAUACACCACUUUCAAUAUAGAGUUCAGAAAAGCUUUCAUCAAGAUCCUGCAUUGCUAA